UUGAGCUCUCGGCUGAGCAUGCUGUCAGAAUGACUUCUGUUUCUUUACACCAAUAGACUAGUUUAAAAGAGUUUUCCAAACUAUCAGAAGGUAGCUUAGUAGCGUUUAGAAGUUAUUUUGGGCUCUACCUCCGUCAGGCUGGAGCUAUCGGAUCCAAAAAACUGGUGGAGUGGCGGAAAGUCGUGGAGGCACAACAGACAACACUCUCGAGGGGCAAAAAUGUCCCAAGAGAACCACGAUGAGAGUGUGGACCACGCGGCCCCCUUCCAGGACGUCUGUGAAGUGGAGCCCCCUGACCAGGAGUGCUGCACGCUCGUCACUAUCAACAUUUCAGGUCUGCGUUUCGAAACGCAACUUAAAACCCUCGCAAGAUAUCCGAACACGUUACUAGGAGACCCAAUUAAAAGGAUGCGGUUCUACAACCCGGUGAGGAACGAGUUCUUCUUCGAUAGGAACAGACCGAGUUUUGAUGCGAUCCUGUAUUACUAUCAGUCUGGUGGGAGGCUUCGAAGACCCAUCAACGUGCCGGUUGAGAUCUUUAUGGAUGAAAUUACAUUUUACGAAAUUGGUGAUGACGCCAUCGAUCGUUUUCGAGAGGACGAGGGUUUGUUGAAAGAGGACGAACGUCCCGUUCCGUCCAGUGAGUUUAAGCGUCAAAUCUGGCUGCUGUUUGAGCAUCCUGACAGCUCUGGUCCAGCCAGAAUGAUCGCUAUAGUAUCUGUAAUGAUCAUCCUGAUAUCCAUUGUUAUCUUCUGUAUAGAAACUUUGCCAGAAUUUAGAGAGGAUGAUCGUGUGUUCAACAACCACCUUGCACCGAACGGAACGACUGCUGGAAAAAGAUCUAGUACAUUCACGGAUCCAUUCUUCUUGUUGGAGACCAUCUGCGUCGUUUGGUAUUCCUUCGAACUGUUUGUAAGGUUUCUUGCAUGCCCGAGCAAGCCCGCCUUCUUCAAAGACAUCAUGAACGUCAUAGAUAUUGUGGCUAUUCUUCCAUAUUUCAUUACUUUGGGUUUGGACCUUAGCGAGGUCCAGUCAAACUCACAACAGACCACGUCUCUCGCCAUACUUAGAGUUAUUCGCUUGGUGCGCGUCUUCAGGAUUUUUAAGCUCUCACGGCACUCCAAGGGUCUCCAAAUUCUCGGUCAGACCCUACGAGCGAGUAUGCGAGAACUUGGACUGCUGAUAUUUUUCCUUAUCAUCGGCAUUAUUUUGUUCUCCAGUGCGGUGUACUUCGCCGAAGUGGACGACCCGGAAUCGUCUUUUACCAGUAUCCCAGACGCGUUCUGGUGGGCGGUUGUUACCAUGACUACUGUUGGAUAUGGUGACAUGUACCCAGUGACGAUAGGAGGCAAAAUUGUUGGAUCAAUGUGUGCUAUUGCAGGAGUUCUUACAAUCGCCCUGCCGGUACCAGUAAUCGUGUCGAACUUUAAUUACUUCUAUCACCGACACCGAGAGCACAACGAGGGGGAGCAAGUGAAAUACACGCACGUAACGUGUGGCCGCACGUCGCCUCUUGUUUGUGACCGAAAUAAAAGCGACAGUAAACCCUCGCUAGUGAAAUCAGAGCAUUCAGACGACGACGACUGGAAUUCAAUAAGCGUAUUACAUUUCAGUCCAUCAGAGGAAAAUACAGGCAAACUCACAGAUGUGUAAGAACACCGAAAAGAGCUCAACGCGCGCAUUUAUGAAGAAGCAGCUGUAUGAAGACAUUUCUUCUCUAUAAAGAAGACAGAAGUUGAUAUUACCUGCAUAAACAUGCAAUUUGUGUGUAUUUUUGUCAGUAGCGGUCCGUCAGAGGCUAUGUGUUUAAAAGGAACAAACAGACGAACUGAUACAAUUAACUUUUUCAGUUUAAUCAUAAAUGUGCAUAAUGCAUAUGAUGUGCAUAUUUUUUUAUUACGCGGAAGCUCUGGUGAGUUUUAAUCACUGCACGGAAGUUACAGGAGGCUUUUUACACAUUUACCAAAAUGAAGGAGCGAAUGAUUGAAUUCACACAGGUGAGUUACUGUUAGAAAGAAUGGGGCUCUCCGUUCAUGUAGGAAAGUUUGAAAUGGUCAUAAAGUAGGCUAUAGGCUACAGUAUUUGCGUAUGUGCAUGUAGUCUGUACAUGGCACUGAGAAAUUUUUAUUCAUUAUUGCGAUUAUAAAGCUAUUAAUUAUCAAGGCUAUUUUAUAUCGAAUGUAUCAUUUGUGUACGUAAGCAUAAUUAUCAGUAAAUAUAUAAAUAGGCAUAUUGGUUCAUCGAUCACCUAUUAAUUUACAAAUCAUCCUCUCAAAACCUCACA
Sinocyclocheilus anshuiensis is the source of this 2284-nucleotide messenger RNA. RefSeq names its product shaker-related potassium channel tsha2-like. Gene Ontology annotation, cellular component: membrane; voltage-gated potassium channel complex. Gene Ontology annotation, molecular function: delayed rectifier potassium channel activity; protein binding. Bases 220 to 1653 code for a protein of 477 amino acids. The transcript is spliced from 2 exons. NCBI's taxonomy places the organism in Eukaryota, Metazoa, Chordata, Actinopteri, Cypriniformes, Cyprinidae. The record is from RefSeq and is a predicted model, not a curated record. Gene Ontology annotation, biological process: protein homooligomerization; action potential; potassium ion transmembrane transport.